This is a messenger RNA of Pseudomassariella vexata, 2002 nucleotides long. RefSeq names its product cytochrome P450. The transcript has 7 exons. Lineage: Eukaryota; Fungi; Ascomycota; Sordariomycetes; Amphisphaeriales; Pseudomassariaceae. Gene Ontology annotation, molecular function: oxidoreductase activity, acting on paired donors, with incorporation or reduction of molecular oxygen; iron ion binding; monooxygenase activity. Bases 250 to 1806 code for a protein of 518 amino acids. The record is from RefSeq and is a predicted model, not a curated record.
CGAACCGAUAAUGCAGGGCUUGAUGCAGGUCUCGUCUAUCAGUCUGACAAAGACGCUUAUUCAGACGACUCUUCCUAGUAGCUACUUCUAUUCUCACUGUUCGGUUGUAAGACAUACAAAAUGUCGCAAGAUCGAAUACUUGAUUUGAAUUGCAUCUCAAGUAAUUAGUCGGCAACUUCUCCAAUCCCAACUGCCACCUACAACGCGGGCAUCCUACAUGAGUAUUGCCUCGCGAUUGAGUCGCUCACCAUGUUCGCCAGAUUGACCACCGGGACCCUGGCCGGGGAUCUCGCCAUUCUUGUGUUGACUAUCGUUGUGUUCCUUGCGGGACUGUAUGCUAUAAGCAAAGCUCGUAAAGAAGCCAAAGUCCGCAAACUUGGAGUACGGGCAUAUUCGGUUGGCAACAACCCCAUUAGCGCAACUAGAAGAUUCAUGGGCUUUAAAAAGUCACAGGCGGAGGACCGGACUAUAGAGUUCUAUGACAAACUGUUCAGCCGAACAGCUUCCGGAAACCCGAAUCUCAACGUCGUUGAGCUGGAAAUCACACCGUCUCAUCGCUUCAUCUUCACCAGAGACCCCGAAGUGAUCAAGACGGUCCUGGGGACGAAGUUCUGGGAUUUUGGAAAGGGGCCGGACUUCCAUCGGCUGUGGAAAGCGUUCUUAGGGAACAGUCUCAUCACCACGGAUGGUGAUCUCUGGAAUAAUAGCCGCCGCUUAAUCCGGCCCAUGUUCACGAAGGAUAGAGUAAGCGAUCUUGAAAUUUUCGAACGGAAGACGCGCCUUCUCAUCGACCAGUUGCCUACCUCGGGGGAGACGGUACAGCUGAUGGAUCUGGUCUAUCGUAUGGUACUCGAUGUUUCCACGGAGUUUCUGUUGGGAACAAGUGUGAACAGCCUUAUAAAGCCCAACAACGAAUUCGCUCACGCACUUGAUGAAAUUCAAAAGAUACAGAUGCAAAUUACGACCUCAGGCCCCUUUGAGAUCUUUAUCGGGAGAAAAACAUUCCAUCGCCAUAUCAGGACGAUCGAAAGUUUCGUCGUUCCCUUCAUUCAGACAGCACUAGCACUUCCUUCCCAAGAGCUCGAGAAGACCACCAGAUCGGACAAGAGCUUCACCUUUCUGCACCAAAUAUUGCAGUAUACUCGAGACCCUGAAGUCGUUCGAGACCACAUUAUGGCGGUCCUGUUCGCGGGCCGAGACAGCAUCGCUGCGACUCUUUCUUGGGCAUUUUACGAGCUCUCUGCCUACCCCGAAAUAUGGACCAAACUCCGAUCCGAAGUCCUCUCUACCAUCGGCCCGACCAAAGCUCCAACCUACGCCGACCUAAGAGAACUGAAAUACCUCCGUUUCACCCUCCAGGAAACCCUGCGCCUCUACCCGGCCAUCCCCUACAACAUGCGCACCGCCGUCACUGACACGACGCUGCCCGGCCAACCCGACAUCGGUGUCUGCAAGGGUGAUAACAUCAUCUACCUACCCAUCAUGAUGCAGCGGCGCCAGGACUUAUACCCGCCCGCCUCGGACAGGUUCGCUGAUCCAGCCGUCUUCAGCCCCGAGCGCUGGUACGGGUGGCAGCCUAGGUCGCAGGAGUUCAUCCCGUUUAAUGCGGGGCCACGGAUUUGCGUUGGGCAGAAUUUCGCGAUGGCAGAGAUGGCGUACUUCAUGGUUCGGAUUUUGCAGAAGUAUGAAAGGAUUGAGUAUAGGGGGGAUUGGGGCGCCCAGAUUUAUAAGGCGGAUAUUGUUGGGAGGCCGAAGCUUGGGGUUCCGGUUGCGUUUUACAAGGCAAGGGUGGCAGAUUCAACGUGAGAUGACCUAGUUUCUGGUGUGAAGCAUAGGCAUUUAAAGUGAUUUGCAUUGUAUGUGAGUACCUGGUCUACCUGCUGUAGAAAGUUGAUGCGAGGCCGAAAACGUGAUUGGCUUACCGUGGAGCGGAGGAUUACUCACCUGAGCUCAACACUACAAAUUGAAUAAGACAAAGUACCGUUACAAUUUCCUAUUGCGG